AUAAGCGAGAUUUAUAUAAUAUUUUUGCUGUACUCCUGAAGCUCAGGAUACAAAGAAAUUAAUGUGAUAAGCGAUAUCACCUAAAAUCUUGAGAGCGUCAUGUCCGCUCACACACGCCGCUUUCUCCGGAAUGUCCCAUAAGUUAGCAGUACUGCAUCCUGACGAGUACUGCUGCGUCUCCAGUGGAUAGUGGCUAGCAGGGUCGUGUCUUCCACGCCAAGGGUCGCCUUCAGUGCUUCUGUCUUCGUACCACAACCAGCGUUGCAGUGAUGGUCAAGUGGGUCCACUGUGCAGCCUUCCUCCAGCUUCUGUUGAUGAUGGCGAGGAUGGUAGUUUUCCCCGUGGAAUCCCAGGCAGAGUCGGUCGCUGCUGGAGACAAUCAAGACUCCAGAGAGCCACCAAUGGUUGAAGACGAACCGCCACCCACACAGGUAGAACCCCCAGGUGAUAGAGGAGGUCCUACACUCAAAGGGCCAGAACCAUCCGGUGCUGGAGACGGACAUCUACCCAGAGAUGGUUCUGUACCCAGAGAGAUACAGCCACCCUGUCUUGGAGAGGGUUCGACGCCAGGUAAGACAGAACCAAUCAGUGUCAUGAAUGUCUCGUCACAUGCAAAGGAAGAGCCACCCAUUGUUAAACAUGAUUCGUCAUCUGGAGGUGCAGAACGGCUCAUGGGUGAGUUAGUACCACGUCCUGUGGCAGCCAAUCCGUCCCAGCAUCAGAGAGAGUCACAUACUGAUGUUGAUGAACAACCGGAGAAUGCUCCUCCCGUGGUAGUCCUUCCUUUGUCUGAGUACGAAAUACUAACCACAUCGAUCCUUCCGAACAGAGGAAGCAGUGACAUUGAGCAAAAAUCAGGUAAAACUGCUUCAGUUAAUGAUACACAACUAGAUACCAUCGUCUUACCGAUCACUGGCACUGGAUCAGAAGUAUACGGCUUUAUCAUCCUGACCUCCUCUGACAACGACUCGUUAGCAAACUGGUUAGAGAAGCCACACGCCGCCAAGCCACACGCCGCCAUGUUCAGGCAAAGCAAUAAGUCAGAGAUCUCCACGCCUGAGGAAUUUCCUGGUUCACAGACUUUGGGAAUCUGUAGAAAUAUAUAUGAUUCUCUGUAUGGAAAACCACAAUCAUCAAUGGGAUACAUUUAUCUGAUAAAUUCAACAAAGUUCAUAUAUUUCUUCGUAAAUAAAACAUUUGUAGAUAUAUGCCUUCCUAUUUUUCGAAUAUUUCAUGGCUGCGAAGAGUAUACAUAUCUGACCAUAUGCUCCAAAAGGACUAUAGCGUUCAUACAUUCUCAUGGAUGUCAGCGUUUAUCUGAAGAAGACAUGUAUUUCGAUUUUUUUUUGGGCCUUCAUGUCAUUAGAGACAAUGUGGAAUGUAUGAAGAAAUUGUGUGAAGGAUCAUUUAGGGUUAGAGAAUCAAGUGUAGGAGGAGUCACAUACCAGAUUUUUAGUAUUUUCGAUCCCUAUGGAGGAAAUAAGGCAUGCAUUACCAAUAUCAUACUCCACGGUUCUUACACGUCUGGCAGAUACAACAAGACCUACAUGACUAUAAAUUACCACUGGCCGAGUUGUUGUGUUGGGUGUGUGGUCGUCUGGAGCGAUCACCCGGAGGACCACGGCAUCAAUGGAGGUUGGAGAUAUCUAGACGGGAGCUGUCAAGCAACCGAGGUGGUGUUGAUUAUGGUGGUGGCGUGCGUGGCUGUGCUUGGGGUGGUGGGUAAUGUGGUGGUGGUGGUGGUGAUGGUGAGCAGUGAACACAUAGGUCAGGAGUCCAGCAUGCUCCGCACUACCCUGGCUGUGACUGACCUCCUUCUUGGUAUCUUCGUGGUUAUGCCCUCAUUCUUCGCCCACAUUUCGCCAUUUAUUACAGAAACUAAUUAUAGCGAUAUAAAAUAUCUAGAUUAUAUUAUACGUCCAACGCAUGUUAAAAAGCGGGAUAUAGCUGAUAAUUCAAUCAAAAGUGUUUUGACAUAUAUUAAGGGUUACCCUUUGUUCCAGUCUCUCUUAAAAAAAACGUGUUUGACAGUAUCCUUGUUAAUUAUAUUUCUGCUGAGUGUGGAGAGAUUUCUGGCGAUAAGUCGGCCACUUCGCUACAGGGAUUACAUUACACCCGGACGAAUCAAGGCAGCUAUUGUGUUCUGCUGGGUAAUGAGUCUCUUGGACGCGCUCAUUCUCUCCUAUGACAAAGACGGUCGCAUCAUCUCGCAAUGGUCGACGUUUAACAAACUCCCGAUCAUAGGUUUAACGAAUUACCCUGAUAAUUUAUUGUAUGCAUUUCUAUCCAAUUUACACAUAGUCCUCCUUCUUGGAACUGUAAUUGCCACUGUUGCCUUAUCCUUGCUAGCCAUCAGGAGUUUUCUCAUCAAGAAAGCUCGCGAGGAAGCUGAGUGGAGACACUAUGGACUUACAUCAACUGAACUGUAUGAUAAUGACAAUCGUCGUAUUGUAAUCACGAUGAUCCUGAUGAUAAUAUUCUAUAUUAUAUCUGUUAGCCCAAUUGGAAUCCAGUUUAUUCUUUACAGUGGGAACAACAGACCUUAUCAAACAUUUCUCUUUGAAUACCUGGCCUCAUGGAUGUUCCUAGCCAGCACGGCUUGGAACCCGUGGGUGUUCAACAUCCGGAGCACCCAGUUCGUCAGUGACAUGGCUGAGUUCCUCCGCAGAGUGCUGCCGGCCAGGGUAGGCGAGAGGCUUAGGCCAUACAUAACUCACUCUGGACACAAGUGGGAUAACUCUGAACUAACGCCACGUAGGAUGAAGAUGCUGCGGGAGUUGGGCAUCUCAGAAACCUGAUCAGCCUCGACUCCCACAUGUCUUGGCCAUCUUACUCACUGCUGGGAUUCCCACAUGUCUUGGCCAUCUUACUCACUGCUGGGAUUCCCACAUCUCUUAACCACUACAAAUUGAUAUAGUUAUGUAUAUUCAUUUUUUCCAUGCUUCGAUUCGUAUUUUGAAUAUGAUUCUUAACAGAGUGGAAUAUUAUAGGGAAUUUUGUAAUCAAAUUUAAACCAGAGAAAAUAGCACGAAUCUCUUACAACAAAUGCUCCUUUCAGUAAAGCUAUGUUCCAGAGUUAGACGAAUAAAGCGUUGAGCUCCAGCUCAACGCUUUGUGGAUAUGCUAAAACGAGGAGAAUUAGAAGCAAAAAUAAUAGCUAUUAACGUCGAACACAUGGUUAAUAAACGUUAAUGCUAACAAAUGCAAUAUAAUGAGGAGCGGUUCAGGGUAGACAGGACUCCAGGGACAACACGGGCUGGAAAUAAAUUGACAAACAUCAGGGAAGCCUUUCAAACCAAAUAGACAAAAUGGUCUUCAGAACACUAUACAGAACGUACGCAAGACAUACCCUUGAGUCUGCAGCUAUGGCAUGGAGUUCACAAUCUAAAAAAAAAAUAUACAAAUAAAACUAGAAAAGAACAGGCAUGUUGGAGAGCUCAGGCAGGAGUAGUCUUGGAAGGCUUCCAAAGGUGUACCAUAGCUCGUUCUCACGAGCUUUCCCAACGUCAAGAAAACGUCAAUCGACUUGAGAAUGGUCCAGGACGGACCGAAACGUCGUCGUCCCUUCAACUUCUAGUGUGUGGUCUGGUCAACGUCAAGAAACUGUCGUAUUAAAGUGCCAGAAGCUAAGGGCCAGCUACUGAUCCACGUUAUUAUUCGAGUACUUAUAUAUGCGAUCUUUUCCCGGAAAUGCUGUGAAGCGCUGAAAAAAAUCGGCUCAGUGUACUAUAUAAGCGAUCUAUGACAUAUGUAUAUAUAUUGGAGCUGUAAGAUGGGACCCGCCUGUAUGAUCCGCAUUCCUGAGCUCCUGAGGUACGCACAUUACCAUAGUUUGAUCCCAUUACAGGACUGUGAUAUGUUCUCAUUGAUAUAUAUCACGUUCUCGUGAUUAUACUGUUUACAUGUAUAUAUAUUUUAUAGUUCCUUCAGAUAGACUACCACUAUUAUUAUCAUCAUCAUCAUUCUUAACAAAUUUUGACAUGUCAUUAGAGUUACUUUGAAGUUUCGUCAAGCGAGAACUGUACUAUCAAAUGCCUCUUGUCAUAUGUAUCAUCUUAACAGUCAUUAUUGUUAACAAUAAUGACACUUGGGUCAUUACUAUUAUUAUUAUUUGUUAUUAUUAUUGUAUUAUAUCACAAUGAGAAAUAAAACGCAUGAUAAAUAGGAACUUGUAUAAGCUAAAUACAGAAUAAAUAUUGAGAAAGAUA
This is a messenger RNA of Procambarus clarkii (red swamp crayfish), 4208 nucleotides long. RefSeq lists its product as uncharacterized. The record is from RefSeq and is a predicted model, not a curated record. Gene Ontology annotation, molecular function: G protein-coupled receptor activity. Gene Ontology annotation, biological process: G protein-coupled receptor signaling pathway. Gene Ontology annotation, cellular component: membrane. Lineage: Eukaryota; Metazoa; Arthropoda; Malacostraca; Decapoda; Cambaridae.